Molecule: messenger RNA, 771 nt
Organism: Penicillium brevicompactum
Lineage: Eukaryota; Fungi; Ascomycota; Eurotiomycetes; Eurotiales; Aspergillaceae
Product: cytochrome c oxidase assembly protein COX14
Exons: 2
Coding region: 1-771 (256 amino acids)
Source: RefSeq, a predicted model, not a curated record
AUGUCCCGAUCAGCCGCCGACGCAACACGGUUCACGGCCACCGGGCCCUACGCCAGCUCCAAGACCGGCAGCGCCCCCGACUUCUCCGCACAGAAGUCCAAGAAAGCAUCACCACAGACCGGACCCAAUGGCAAACCCGAGACACCCAAGGAGAAGGUUGAACGACUGCGAGCCCAGGCACGGGCUGCGAAGCAGGCACAGGCAGCGGGAAGCAGCGCGGAUCGAUUCAUCGAGUUUGGGCGGAAGUUUGCCAACAAGGCGCACAAGGGACUGGUUUACUCUUUGAUUGCUGCAUCUGGUGUCAGUGCUGCUCUGACAGUCUACACGUUUGUUUCAUUGACAAUGUACAACCGCCGCCAACGCGAACUCUGGAUCGAGCGCGAAGUCGCGAGCCUUCGACAGGCGGAGCUUGCUAUCGCCAACGGCACCGCCACUAUCGAGCAGGAAGAGCUCGUCAAGAAAGAGAAGAUUGAAGAUAUUCUCAAGCAGAAGCGCGAUGAGGAGAAGGCACAGAAGCCCUGGGCGAAGGCAAAGCGAUUCCUCUUCGAGAAGUUCAACGCCGAAGAUAGCGGUGCCGCACCCACACUGGCAGAGAGCGCGGAACAAAAGGGCAGUGUCACCGAGGCACUGCAAGCCAAGCAGGCAAUUGACGCUGCCUCUGCAAAGACCGGCGCUCCCCUGCCGGGUCAAUUGGACGUCAUGGCCGAGCGCGUGGAGGAUGCCGCCAAGACCACGACGAAGGGCUGGACUUCUUGGUUGACGGGGCGGUAG